AUGAUGCUUACUACCCACUUCCUAGUGCCGCGACCGUCAUCUUCGUCAUCCACAGCAUCCACAGCAUCCACGUCAUCAUCGAUGUCCAGCUCGCCAUCCACGUCAUCUGAAGCGUGUGCCGUUUGUGGAGACGCGGUGAAUGGCAAAAGAUAUGGUGCGCCUGCUUGUCUAGGAUGCAUCGUAUUUUUUCGACGAGCUGUUAUCAACAAAAGUCAGUACAAGUGCUGGAAGAAAGGGAAUUGUGUUAUCACUUUUGCGUCCCGAUGCGUAUGCAGAUGCUGCCGAUUGCGCAAAUGCUUUCACGUUGGGAUGAAACCGGAAGCCAUCCAAAGACGAGACCUUCUUGGUCCCAGGAAGCCCAAAACCAUUCUCACCGACGAUAUGAGCCAGUCGAUUGAAGUCGCGCUGAACUUCUCGCCUAGUCCACCACAGUCGAGUUGUGAAAGUGAUAAUGGAGACCUCUCCGUAUUCGACAUCGACGCUCUUGUUCAUCUCCAACGCGACCAGCGCUCCCAGCACGAGGCCUACAGUAUCCAUCAGAUCGACACCAUCGGAUGUGUUCAAAUGAAGUCGACUGGCAAAUACCACCGACGAGCUCGCGCUCACGACAUCAAUUUUGUGCUUAAGUUGGGACUGGAGAACGCCAACGAGUGGGGCAAUCAGUUUGAGCCGUACCGGAAUCUCAGUCAGAGAGACAAGAACAUGGUAUUGUCAGAGUUCGGCUUCGGAUUUCUGCUCAUCGAUCAGGGAUACAAAACAGCGCAACGAGCGGAUGAUGGAUUCUGGAUUCUGCAGAAUGACACUUUCAUGCACCCGAACUACUUCUUCGCGUUGUCUGAGGAAGAUGCAAAGAAGGAGAAUGCACAGAAGAAAGCAGAAUUCCACUACUCAUUCGUCAAUGAGCUCGUCAAAUGUGUCAGCGAUCCGUUCAAGAAGCUCCGUAUCGAUGAGUUCGAGUGUGCCAUUCUCAAGACUGUCCUUCUUUUGACUCCCUCCUUCCCGGGUCAAGUUGUCUACAAGGACGUUGAGUAUCUUCACAACAAGUGCAUGUCGGAGCUGAUGGAGCAUUCCGCCCAAAAGUCUCCAGACAACGGAGCCGAACGCUUCGGAGAGAUCAUCCUCUUGGUCAGCUCGAUUCGCUGCGCCGUCAAAGCAAUCUACAAUCAUACACGCGUCUCGGACAUCUUCCAUCUGAUGACGUUCGAUCCAUGCGUCAGAAAUAUCUUCCUCAAUUGA
Caenorhabditis briggsae is the source of this 1236-nucleotide messenger RNA. RefSeq names its product Protein CBR-NHR-181 (gene Cbr-nhr-181). Gene Ontology annotation, biological process: regulation of DNA-templated transcription. NCBI's taxonomy places the organism in Eukaryota, Metazoa, Nematoda, Chromadorea, Rhabditida, Rhabditidae. Gene Ontology annotation, molecular function: zinc ion binding; sequence-specific DNA binding; DNA-binding transcription factor activity. Bases 1 to 1236 code for a protein of 411 amino acids. The record is from RefSeq and is a predicted model, not a curated record. The transcript is spliced from 6 exons.